ACUUAUCAAAGACAUCCCCUACAAACUCCAGUUGCAGAUUGUGAAGUUAAUGGAUUUAUCAGAUGCCAAUCAUCGUGACUGGCGGGGGAUAGCCAGUGUAAUGAAUUUGAGUGCUGAUGAUGUAAGACAAUUAGAGAAUGCUCAAGACCAUGGAAAAAUGAAAGGACUAAUUGAAAAGAUGAUUCAACUCAAAAAGACUGUGAAUGAUCUCCUUGGUUGGUUAAGGAAUCCUAAUGUAGCCAGAUGGGAUGUUAUUGAUGAAAUGAAAAAGUUUUCUAACAAUAUUCCCCCUAGGUUACUGUCACCUGAAACAGAAAGUUCAGAAGACCAAUCAUCAGUGCCACUGGAGAUUAAUUCCCGAGGUCCUUCAGCGGUGUUGGCCUAUCAUAAAGCCCUUUCAGAGGGGAAAACCACAGUAAAAAGAGUGCCCAUCAUGUUUAUUGGACAAGGUCAGUCAGGAAAAACAAGUUUAAAGAGGUCAUUAAAAGGAGAACGUUUCAACCCAGAAGAAACCAGCACCAUAGGAAUAGAGACUGACCCUUCCUACUGCAAACUUUCCCAAGAGGUAUGGAAAGUUGGAAAAAGUGUAGAUGAAGCAGCAAAUUCAGAUCCAGCGCACAUUACCUUUGAACAAUGUACAGCUCAAUGCAUUUUAACGAGCCUUAAAGAAGGGAUAAAUUCAAAAGAGAUGAAAAAUGUUCAUGCGUCGAAUCCUGAAAGUGGGAUUGACCUUUCCAACUCCAGAGUUGGAGCAACAAAUUCAGAUGAAGAAGGAAUAAAGUUAAAGGAGAUAAAGAAUGCUGUUAUGGCUGAUGAAGUCGACGCUGGACCAGAUGCACCGGAGUUAAAAGAGGUACCAGAUGAGAUAGCUGCUUUGGUUGAAAAUUGGCUUCAACUAGAAGAAGCCGAAGGUGCCCAAGGUAAACAAGAUCUGUACUCAAUUUUGUGGGAUUUUGCUGGACAAUCUGUCUAUUACGCCACCCAUCCUUUAUUUCUCACAACAAGGGCGAUUUACCUUUUAGUUCACGACUUAAGUCGAGAUCCAAAUGGUAAAGUCAGCCCUCAAGUGAAGUGCGGAUUCUACGAGGAUAGCGAGGAUGUUUUCUGUGAAAGGAGUAACAUGGAUUAUCUUGACUUAUGGAUGUCCUCUGUAUCUAGUUUGGUUCUGGAAGACGAGGACCUCCAGGAAAUGCCUGCAUCUGAAAUAUUACUAGAAAGGCUUCCCCCAGUUUUCCUUGUUUGCACUCACGCUGAUAAACCUUUUCAAGGUUCAGAUCCUCGUGCGUUGGCCCGCAAGAUAUUUGGCUCAUUGAAGACGCGGGUUUACGGAGAACAUCUAGUUGAUGUUUUUUUUGUAGACAACACUAAAUCCGGAAGUGUAGAAAAAUGUUCAGAAGUCGAUCGGCUGAGAAAGGAGGUAGAAACUGUUGCCAAUGAGUUACCACAAAUGAAAGAGGCAAUUCCGAUCAAGUGGUUGAAGUUUGAAAAGGAAAUGAAAGAGAAGCAUCAAGAUGGCCGCAAGUGGAUUUCUCUCGAUGAAGCCAAAUGUAUUGCGACCGAAAAAUGUGGUAUUUCCAGCAUUGAACAAUUUGUGGCAUUGUUGAACUUCUUACACGAUCAGAGAAUUUUAAUUCAUUUUGACGACACUCAACAGUUAAACAGAAUGGUGAUCUUGGACCCUCAAUGGUUGAUAGAUGUCUUUAAGGAGGUAAUUACCAUAAGGCCAUACCAAAGCAAAGAGAGAAAAUACGAGCAACUGUGGCUGAAGCUUGAGAGAACAGGAAUCUUGAAAGAAGAGCUCUUGCAGCAUGUAUGGGGCCCCUUGUUUGAUAACCGAGAAACUUGUCACACUCUCAUUGCCAUGAUGGAGAAAUUCUGCUUGUUAUGUCCCUUGUCGUUAUCAGUCGCGACUGAUUCACCCACUGAAUAUCUUGUACCUUCCAUGUUGAAGUUCCCACCGCUGGAGGAUGUGAGUAAGCUGAUUGCCUCUGCAGGGAUCCCGCCACUUUAUCUUAAGUUCAAGUCUAGUCAAGUGCCGUCCGGCCUUUUCUCUCGUGUGGUCCUAAUGGUCUUUCAGUGGUGCACAAAGGAGUUUUCCAGUCAAACGCAACCUCAGUUGCAUCAAAACUUUGCUAGAUUUUACACACAUCCUGCUGAAGGUUGUUCUCUAAUCCUCAAAUGCCAUUCUUCCUUCAUUGAGGUAGUUGUUCACAAAGAAAGAUGUGCCACUGGACUCUUAUUGGAUAUAGCAUCAGGACUGAAUUUGCAUUCAGAAUCUACAUACGACGCCUUUCAGGUGGAUUUUGCUCGUGCAGUCUGUCGACGACUAGGACUGAUUCUCGAGUGCAUGCGAAAAGAGUUUCCCUGGCUAAAGAACAUGGCAUAUGAUCUCUCAGUAUGCUGUCCAGUGUGCUGUGCAAGUCGUUCCGUGAAUCACUGCUGCAACCAUAAUGUACGUGGCUGUAAGGAAGAGCAGUGCCUGCAUCUGUUGUCAGAGUCUCAGCUCUUCGCUAGCCAUGGAUCCAUUGUAUGCACCCGGUCGGUUGUUGCCGUAAAUUGCAAGGUUCCUGUCAAUUUUGUUGGAUUCUGGUUUGGAUCUCUAGAGGAACGGCAAGCCACUGACGGAUACGAAGAAAACUGCCCCUUGCCUAGCAGUGGAGAUGUCCAUAACGAUCAAGCAGUUGUCCUGUGCAGUGGAGUACUUGAGGCCCUGACGACUCAGACGUGUGAUGCAAGUGAGGUUGUGGCCCAAUUUCAGCAAAGUCUCUCCUUGGAGAACCUGUCAUUGGAACAACCAGACCUUGACACUAAGAAGAAGAUCCGCUGCCUUUGUUUUAAGGCUAAGACUGCGAACAAGCCAGAAGUUGUCAAAAAAUUGAGAGAAAUUACCCCCGCGGGUCCUUUGUUGCCUGAAACGUGUGAUGUUGCCAUGAUUCCUUUGGGUCAGAGGAGAGAAUUAACGAUAAACCUUUGCGGUGGAGACGAAUGGAUGUCCCUCGCGGAGAGACUGGGUUUGACUCCGGCAGAAAUCAGAUUCCUCGACAAGCGAGUUUUGAAUCCAUGUGACGCCGCGCUGGAGCAUGCUCGAAAACAGCGGUUGAUACAGAAUGUGGGAGAUCUGUAUGAUAGAUUAGUAGACUGUGAACUCCCACGUUUGGCUGAUUUACUGUAAGGAAACACAAUUGCCAACAGCUCUUAACAUUUGUCAUAAUAAGACACCAGAGUGCUCCGUUCAUGAACUAACUUGUAAUUACCGGUCAGAUCAAUUAAUACCCAUAUUGUGGUUGGUCUCAAUACUACUCUGAUGGAAACAUUCAAAAAGUAAAAUAAGUUUGGUAGUGUAGGUCCGAUUGACUAUCAGGGGCCUUAAUGUUAGGAAUAAUUUAUGAGCUCAAAAUUCUUUGCAACAUACUGAAGUUUUGAACUAUGCACUUGCACUAGGCAAGUUUUAUCUAUCUGUUGAAUUGUUUGAUUGAUUGACGAGAAAAACAGGCCAUUUUGAACAAUUAAAAAUCACCAAAUGGCUUAUGAAUACCACAUUAACGAAAAUGUGAUACUAAGCUAGUAUCAGCUACUUAACAUACCAGGGACUGGCGCUACGUAUUUGGUUUCGUCUGGGUGGUUUGAGAAGGAUAUCUUCCAACUGGAUCUUUGUAGUCAUUGGGGAAGGUAUCCCUUGACGUUUUAUUAUUAGUAUAACCCUAUGUUUGUUUUCGAAAGAAAGAGGAGAGACGUCAACUUUAACAAGUUACCGUAAACUUUACUUUAGUAAACUGUAAGAGGUUUAAAGGAAAAAAGAUAAAUCAAAAUCAUACAAAUAACCAAAAAAAUUGAAAGCAAAACAAAGGUAUAGAUUUGAGUGAAUGAAGAUUUAGAUAUAUGAAAAUUCACAUAUUUGCACUGCGGUGGAAAGAUGUACCCAAUUCAUUGACCAGCUCCCAGUUGGCUUGUUAGCUCAAUUGGUAGAGCGCUGCACCGGUAUCGCAGAGGUCAUGGGUUCAAAUCCCGUACGGGCCUGAAAUUUUUUCAGGUCCUACUUACAACUACUAGUUUCAGUAGUGUUCUUAGCUGCGAGGAUCUUCUAAUUUCAAAGGUAUAGAUUGUUACAAAUUGUUUCUGUUACCGAUAGUGAUGUUUGCAAAGCGUAGGCUCAGAAUUGAAACAAAACUGUAUGUAUUUUUAUGAAACUUUUUUUAGAAAAGGACUGUGGUAAAUUGGCUGAAGAUUAACCAGGUUAAUAUUGUCAACAAUUUAUGUCGGAUCAUUUUACUUACCACAUAGUUCGUCCUUUAAGACUCCUAUUUUAGUCACUGCACAAAGUUCGUCGUGAUUUGAUCCAAGUUAGACAACAGAAUGGGGGUCUCAAAAAUGACCAAAGGCAAAUGUUCUCUCAUUGUCAAUGACUGAGUUAGUAAAUAGUAAAGUAAAAGCUCUAUUAAUGUGUCAAUGUAUUUAGUUUUCACAACUAAUUGGGGACACAAAAAAAAGGAAUAAAUAAAUGGAUAAAUAAAUAGAUAAGAUAAAAUAUAAUUAUUUACAAAUAAGAAA
Molecule: messenger RNA, 4548 nt
Organism: Pocillopora verrucosa
Lineage: Eukaryota; Metazoa; Cnidaria; Anthozoa; Scleractinia; Pocilloporidae
Source: RefSeq, a predicted model, not a curated record